GUAGUAGCAGUAGCAGUGGUUAUGUUAUGUGAUUUUGUGAGAUUGUUUUACUGAUACGGGUUGCUGUUGCUUUUCCAGUUAUGAAGAAUUAAAACAAGUAUGAGUGCAUCCUGCUUUGACUCACAUCUCCAAGAAAACAAGGACCAGAUCAAUUUUUUUAAUAAGCAACAUUAAUACUCUGCACAAGAAAGAAGAUGGCUGACUUUCUUGCUGAUAACAACCCUUGUGGUCAAAAUAUUGUACGCUUGGUAUCCCGGGGAAAUGCAAUAAUUGCUGAAUUACUACGGCUCAAAGAUUUUAUACCACCUGUGUUCAGAUUAGAGAAUAAACAUGAUCAACAAAAGUAUGGAGAAGUUAUAUGUGAUUUUGUAUAUUUCAAAACAUCUGACGAAUUUGAAAACAGAAUUGAAGCCAAUCCACAAUUGCAGGAUUUAGAUGAAGAGUUUAGAGAAAAUUACUCAGAAAUUUUAACUCGAUUUUAUUUGGCUCUUGAAAGUGUACACCAGUAUGUUGGAGAUUUAAAUAGAUUCCUUGCGGAUUUGGAAGAAGGCCUCUAUAUUCAGCAGACCCUGGAAAGUGUUUUUCAGUGUGAUGAAGGAAAGCAGUUAAUGUGUGAGGCUCUAUUUCUGUAUGGUGUUAUGUUGUUAGUUGUGGAUUUCCACAUUGAUGGCACUGUGCGUGAGCGCAUGCUUGUGUCUUACUAUCGCUACAGUGCCCAGAGGUCAUCUCAUGGUAGCAAUAUAGAUGAUGUGUGUAAACUGUUACGCUCAACAGCUUUCAGUUCAGGAGCAGGAACAAGAAGGCCGUUGAAUUACCCUGAGGAUUUUUUCAGGCGCAUUACGCUCCCUGAAGUGUAUGUUAGUGUUGUUUUAGGCUGCUUGAGGUCAGAUGAUAUUUAUCAUCAAAUGGCAGCAUACCCAUUCCCUGAACACCGCAGCACAGCUCUGGCUGUUCAAGCUGCAAUGCUCUUUGUCUGCUUGUUUUUUGCUCCCAACAUUCUCCAUUUCCAAACAGCUCAAAUGAGAGAAGUUGUUGACAAAUAUUUCCCUGAUAAUUGGGUGAUCAGUGUUUAUAUGGGAAUGACAAUGAAUCUUCUGGAUUGGUGGGAACCUUACAAAGCAGCAAAAACAGCACUGAGCAAUACUUUGGACUCUGCUAAUAUUAAAGAUCACGCCUCCAGAUUUGCCGUCAAAGUUCAGAAAUUCUUACAACAGACCAGACAACUUCUUCAGGAAGGUGCUCUGAAUGAAGAUAUUGUGUUGGAUCAUGUUAAUAAAGUGGUAAAUGUAGUACGAGAAUGUAAUGUAACUCUUCGGUGGUUGAUGCUUCAUACUGCUUCCCUUCCUCCUGCUGCUGAUAACAAUAAAAAAUGUCGCCAAGUUCGUGAUCAAGUCAUAUUGGAUGCUAAGUAUGAACCACUGCAAGUGUUUGAACUGCUUUUGAAUACUGCUCAGUUUGAGCUGAAGUUUAAGGAACUGUUUAAGAAGCUACUCUCAGAAAAAAGCAAUCGUUGGAAUAGUGACAAAAGGGAAGCUGUAGAAAGAAUGCAAGAGCUUGCUGAGGUUUUUUCUGGCACUAAGCCAUUAACUAGAGUUGAUAAGAAUGAAAAGUUGCAACUUUGGUUUACUGAAAUGGGGAAACAAAUAGAUUCCUUGAAACACGAAGAAGCUACCUCUGCUGGGCGUAAGAUUGCUCAGAUGAUUGAAGCCUUGAACGAAGUUCAGGAAUUUCACCAGCUUGAAACAAACAUGCAAGUGAAGCAAUUUCUUCUUGAUACCCGUACUCAUCUCCAUCACAUGGUUAGGGCUGGUAACAUCAAAGAGGAAGUACUCAUAACUCUGCAAAUGAUCGCAGAUCUUAGCUAUGCUUGGGAGAUUGUUGAGUCAUAUACAAAAUAUAUGCAAGAGGGCAUUAAGAGAGAUCCAGGACUAGUAAUUAAACUGAGGGCCACGUUUUUAAAGCUAUCAUCAGCAUUAGAAACUCCUUUAUUGAGAAUCAAUCAAGCUCGGUCAGCUGAUUUGGUAUCAGUGUCAGGAUAUUACUCAGGCGAGCUUGUUGCUUAUGUGCGGACUGUGUUGCAUGUGAUUCCUGAGACAAUGUUUGGACUAAUGGCGAAGAUAGUCCACCUUCAGACUCAUGUAAUUAAGGAGUUGCCAACAAGGCUGGAAAAAGAAAGGCUGAAAGAUUUUGCUCAACUGGAUGACCGCCAUGAGGUGGCAAAGUUGACUCAUGCUGUUUCUGUGUUAACUGAAGGCAUUCUUGCCAUGAAAAGCACUUUGGUAGGCAUAAUAAGAAUUGAUCCCAAACAAUUAUUGGAAGACGGAAUACGGAGAGAACUUGUCAAACAUAUCAGCAUAGCACUUCACAAUGGACUAAUUUUCAAUCCAAGGGCUAAAGUUAGUGAAUUAAUCCCUAAACUUGAAUCUCUUGGUGAAAUUAUGGAUGGACACAGAAGGUCCUUUGAAUACAUUCAAGAUUAUGUUAACAUUUGUGGACUUCGGAUAUGGCAAGAAGAAGUAUCACGGGUGAUGGGUUAUAAUGUUGAACAAGAAUGCAAUUCAUUUUUACGCUCUAAAGUGCAAGACUGGCAAAGUGUCCACCAAAGUAGAGCCAUUCCAAUUCCUAGUUACCCUCCCCCAUCACAAGAUCCUGCAUCAGUCAAUUUCAUUGGUAGACUAGCUAGGGAGCUUAUAAGAAUAACUGAUCCAAAAUCAACUAUUUAUGUUGAGUAUAUGACUUCUUGGUAUGAUCUAAAAACACACAAAGAAGUGAUAAAUAUGAAAGUGUUCUCGAAAAUCAACAAGUCAUUGGGUAUUGCUGGUCUAACAGGUCUUGAUAAACUCUUAUCCUUCAUGAUUGUCACUGAGAUUCAGAAUCUUCUUGGAGCAUUACAUAAAGGAGUCCUUAAAGACAAGGCAUGGUUAGAAAUGUUUGGCAAUGUAUCGAAGGAUCUAGCCCCAGUUACAGGAGUUGUUAGUAACCCUGCUCGGUGGUACUCACAACACUGGAGUAGAGCCCAGAAAGUGUGGCCACAGAUUUUAGAGUGGGUGUUGAAAGUUGGGCAAAUGCAACUGCUGCGCAAACACAUAGGCUAUGAGCUUAAUGUUGCCUGCCGAUUUGAUUCAAAACACCUUGCUGCUGCUCUCAGUAAUAUGAAUUUGGCACUAUUAUCAGAUGUUCAAGCUCAUUAUAGAGAUCCUGCUCGUCCCUACCCAAAGGAGGAUUCUCCUCUCAUGUUUGAGCUAACUACCUACCUUGAUUGGGCUGGCAUUGGUGAUCCAUGUGCUAAAAUCUAUGUCACCACUCGUAAUUUGCCAUAUUUCGCCCUUUUGAGUUUUCUCUUUGUAUUGUCUCAGUUACAGAAAUUAUCAUAUGCUCGUAAUGUUGGUGGCCUGACUUGCAAGCGGCCUCAAGAACCCUUAGAUGGUGUUGCCCUAGUGCUAGGUGUGCAAACCCUUCUCCGACAAUUUCAUCCUGAAGUUGCCAAGCAGUUUAUAAUGUAUAUGUGUCAGUUUGUCAGAUCACACACAGAUUCAUUAACCCGGAAUGCGAGUAAAACACCAACAGAGCUCCCACCUGAAGUGACAACUGCACUACAUUUUCUCGAAGCAUUUAUCAAGUUUUCAGGGAGUCAACGCGAAACAUUGACAGCCCACAUUCCAGAUACUAUUCUAGAUUUAUUCCAAAUUUUAGGAUCAUAGUGAUAUUUUUUUUUACUACA
Frankliniella occidentalis (western flower thrips) is the source of this 3721-nucleotide messenger RNA. It is a transcript of the gene Strump, whose product is annotated as WASH complex subunit 5. The record is from RefSeq and is a predicted model, not a curated record. NCBI's taxonomy places the organism in Eukaryota, Metazoa, Arthropoda, Insecta, Thysanoptera, Thripidae. Gene Ontology annotation, cellular component: WASH complex; endosome. The transcript has 22 exons. Gene Ontology annotation, biological process: endosome organization; endosome fission; regulation of actin nucleation. The coding region runs from base 195 to 3701 and encodes 1168 amino acids.